CGCGCGCUUCGCCCAAGCCCCCCUCCUCCUCGCCCUCCCCUCGCCGCUCACGCCGUUCAUAGCGUAGUACGUAGCACUUACGCGCGCGCGCAGCGCGGGCGAGAGAGACAAAGCUCGUCGGCCGGCUGUCUCUCGCCUGCCAUGGGAACGGAGGUGCUCCGCCCGCACGACUGCCUGACCCGCGUCCGCCACCACGCCCACGCCCACGCCCACGCCGGCUCCAGGCGGUCGCCGCGCCCGGCCGCGAGGAGGCGCCGCGGCACCGCUCGGCGCGCCCAGGCGGCGUCGCCCCUGCCGCAAGAGGUGCGGGUCAAGGUGUCGCCCGCCACCGCGGACGCCGCGUACGCCGGGCCAGCGUUCGGCGUCAUGUCGCCGUCGCCGCGGGCGCUGCCGCUGCCGCGCUUCAGCAACACCAAGACGGCAGCCCCGGCCACCGUGGAGGACUCGGCCACGCGGGAGCUCCGGCGGCUGCUGGGCCUCGAGCGGCCGGCCAACUAACCGCGCGCGAGAAAUCUGACGAGCAGGCCAUGGACUCAGCGAACCAAGAAAAGGGUGUGUCAAGAUGUACGUGUGGGUCUCUUCCAUUGAUUCUUUCCGGUCAAUCUCCGCCCCUGCCUCUCCGACGGCGCGCGUUCCCGGGGCCUCCCCCGUCCGGUGUUUUUGUCAAGGACCGAGGGUUUGUGCGGGACCCGUCGUAGGAGAGGGGGCUAAACUAGAGGAAGAAGAAAUGAUGAAAUGGCGGGAAGAUUUGAUGUGGUUGA
Triticum dicoccoides is the source of this 761-nucleotide messenger RNA. RefSeq lists its product as uncharacterized. Lineage: Eukaryota; Viridiplantae; Streptophyta; Magnoliopsida; Poales; Poaceae. The record is from RefSeq and is a predicted model, not a curated record. The transcript has a single exon. Bases 142 to 498 code for a protein of 118 amino acids.